GCGAUAGAAAGUACAUUUCGCGUAAUGUAAUAAUAAAAAGAAUAUUGGAAAUAUAAAAAAUUUGUAUAGAAUAGUGAAGUUUCAUUACCAGAAUGUCAUUAUAUACAGUAACAUCAGAAAUAUUCACAGAAAAUCAGAAUUCUUCUGUAGUAUUUAAAAAUGGCAAUGCAAUAUCCAGUUUUGUUUUCAAGUGUCCGUCCUACAUGAUUAAACCAAAAUCUACCAACAGUAAUAUUAUACAAGACAACGACGAUGAUUUAGAUAUAGACAGACAAGAAGAAGGAAGAUUAUUAAUAGAACAUCGUGUAUCUACACAGCUGCAGCACGUUGGACUGCAAGUAUGGCGAGGUGCCUUGUUACUAGCCGAUUACAUUUUGUCUAAUCCUGAUUUAUUUCAAAAUAAAGUAGUUUUAGAAUUAGGUGCAGGAGUUGGUUUAACUAGCAUAGUAGUAAGUUUCUUGGCCAAGGAAGUAAUAUGUACAGAUGUUGAUAUAGGAGAAAUAUUAAAAAUAAUACGUAGAAAUUUUAUCAGAAAUACUGUUUACAUUAAAUCCAAAAUUUAUAUUAAAGAAUUGAAUUUUUUAAAUUUAAAUUGGCCUACGUUUUAUACGAAAAGAAUUGAUGAAGCAACUGUUAUUUUAGCAGCUGAUGUAAUUUACGAUGAAAACAUAACAGGAGGGUUUGUUCAAACAUUAGAAAAACUGUUAAAUUCAAAAAUUCAAAAAGUUGUCUAUAUUGCUUUAGAAAAGAGAUAUGUAUUUACCACAGCCAAUAUGGAUACUACUGCACCAAUGUACGAAGAUUUUUUAAAAUGCAUUGAAACACGAAAUUUCAACUGGCAUAUUGAAUAUGUUAAAAUAGACUUUCCACAAUAUUUCAAAUACGAUAGAGUGAAACACAUGAUACUCUUGAAAAUAGAAAAUAAAUUAAAUGAAGAACAAUUAUAGUGUAUAAUAAUUACUAAGAAACAGAACAUACAUUGGAAUCAAGAAAUAUUUUGAAGGAUUGUUAAAUAAACAAAUUAAUAUUUAUCAUGAGAUUGGAAGAUAUUCACAAGAAUUUGAAAAUGAUUGAUGAUAUAACAGGGGAAAGUAAUAU
Molecule: messenger RNA, 1098 nt
Organism: Colletes gigas
Lineage: Eukaryota; Metazoa; Arthropoda; Insecta; Hymenoptera; Colletidae
Product: methyltransferase-like protein 22
Exons: 5
Coding region: 93-947 (284 amino acids)
Biological process (GO): protein methylation
Cellular component (GO): nucleus
Molecular function (GO): protein methyltransferase activity
Source: RefSeq, a predicted model, not a curated record